Meleagris gallopavo (turkey) is the source of this 2333-nucleotide messenger RNA. RefSeq names its product ST8 alpha-N-acetyl-neuraminide alpha-2,8-sialyltransferase 2 (gene ST8SIA2). NCBI's taxonomy places the organism in Eukaryota, Metazoa, Chordata, Aves, Galliformes, Phasianidae. Gene Ontology annotation, biological process: N-glycan processing; oligosaccharide metabolic process. The record is from RefSeq and is a predicted model, not a curated record. Gene Ontology annotation, molecular function: alpha-N-acetylneuraminate alpha-2,8-sialyltransferase activity.
GCCGAACCGGGACGCGGAGCCGAGCUCCGCACCCCGCGGAGCGGCCCAGCCCGGGAGCCAUGCCGCUGCCGUGCCGGGGCUGGACGCUGGCUUUGCUCACGCUGCUCGUCGGCUUCCUCAUCUUCGCCGACAUCUCGGAGAUCGAGGAGGAGAACGGGAGUUCUGGAGGCAGAGGUACAAUCAGAUCAGCUGUGAACAGCUUACAUAGCAAAUCUAAUAGAGCUGAAGUAGUAAUAAAUGACUCUUCAUCUCCAGCUGUUGUUGACAGAAGUAAUGAAAGCAUUAAGCACAACAUUAAACCAGCCUCAUCCAAAUGGAGACACAACCAGACACUCUCUUUGAAGAUCAGGAAACAGAUCUUGAAGUUCCUGGAUGCAGAGAAGGACAUUUCCGUGCUGAAGGGGACACUGAAGCCCGGGGACAUCAUCCACUACGUCUUUGACAGGGACAGCACCAUGAACGUCUCACAGAACCUGUAUGAGCUGCUGCCCCGCACCUCGCCCCUCAAGGGCAAGCAGUUCCCCUCCUGUGCCAUCGUAGGCAACUCAGGGGUGCUGCUGGGCAGCGGCUGUGGCCCUGAGAUUGACACACACAGCUUUGUCAUCAGGUGCAACCUGGCUCCUGUUCAGGAGUACUCGCAGGAUGUGGGCACGAAAACGGACCUGGUGACCAUGAACCCAUCGGUCAUCCAGAGAGCCUUCGAGGACCUGGUGAAUGAGACGUGGCGGGAGAAGCUGCUGCAGCGCCUGCACAGCCUCAACGGCAGCAUCCUCUGGAUCCCUGCCUUCAUGGCCAAGGGGGGCAAGGAGCGCGUGGAGUGGGUUAACGAGCUCAUCCUGAAACACCGCAUCAACGUCAGGACUGCCUACCCCUCACUGCGCCUGCUGCACGCCGUCCGAGGGUACUGGCUGACCAACAAGGUGCACAUCAAGCGACCCACCACUGGCCUCCUCAUGUACACCUUGGCCACUCGUUUCUGCAACCGCAUCCAUCUCUACGGCUUUUGGCCAUUCCCCCUGGACCAGAACCAGCAGCCAGUCAAGUACCACUACUAUGACAGCCUGAAGUACGGCUACACCUCGCAGGCCAGCCCGCACACCAUGCCCUUGGAGUUCAAAGCCUUAAAGACUCUGCACCAGCAGGGAGCCUUGAAGCUGACUGUAGGGGAAUGCGAGGGGGACACGUAGGGCGGCCCCGGCUGCGAUCCUGCAGGCUGCACAACCGGGGCAGGACGGGGAGGGGGCAGAAAGGAGCCCAGUGGGGUUGGGUGUCUUUGUUAAUGCGCAGAGCAGCGGCACAAAUAUAUAUACGUGGUACCUAUAUAUAUUGACCUGAGUAUUAUAACUGUUCGGUGUUUCACCAAGGAACGGGUAGGAGACACGCGUGAGCAUCUGGAGGGGCCAGCCUGGGUGAAACCUUGGGUUUGCUGGGCUGGGCCAGGCGUUCGAUCUACGUCCAUGACGUGUGAUGGUGACCUUGGUUUUUGAGGGUAUGUUAGGUGAUGGGUAGACGUUCAGCCGUUUGUCGUGACUGGUCCGAGGUUGGUAGUUAGUUUGUUCGGCCAAGAGCGCCGCUGCCGGCACGUUCUUGGCUCCGUGCUCGGGGAGGGAAGGGGCAGGGAGCGGGGUGGGCAGGGAAGGUUUGUUGGCGGCUCUCACAGCUCAGAAGCACCAAGCAGGACCCAUCUCCUGCCCUGCAGGACCUGGUGCCCAGCAGAGUGGCACGCAGACCCAUUCCAAGUGGUGUGGGCGUGCGAGUGGCCCUGGGGGGAUGCAGCCUUCGCUGGAUGAGCUGGGUGAACAGUUAGGAGGAUGCUGAGGGUGAGUUUUGAGGAUGGGUUUUCCUUUCCUAAAGAAUAAUGCAUAAAGGAGCAGAGAUGCUGGAAUGUGGCAGGAAGAAGGUUUGAUGCUGCAAACCAACACCAUUAGUAUGAAGUGUCUUACUGUGCUCUAGUAUAAGACACUCAACAUCUGCCAGGGCUCGUGAAAACCAUAAGUAUGACGAGCUCUAAAUUCCCAAAAGCUACCUGCUAAGCAGCCUGCCUUCUCUCCCCGUCCGAAAAUAACUGCUGAUAAAUCAGCGAUGGGCCUGAGACCCAGCCAAGUAGAAAGACCGCAGGACUUCAAGGGACUUUGUCAAGUCUAAAUAAUUUAUUUUCACUUCCCUGCAAGGAGCUAGCACACUGUGCUGUGUUCCUGGAGUCCUGCUCUUGCCUUUCUUUCAAGCUCCAAUUAGUUGUUGCUGCGAACAGUUAAAUAGGAUGUCAGAUGGAUCUCAAUGGGAUGCUUGCACAGUAAUGAACGUCAAAGAAGUAAUUAAUCUUUUCCCGUGCU